AUGAAAAUAAUGACAUCCACGGAAGUAAACGGAGCCGGAGGUGGUGGAGGAGGUGGCGGAGCGGCACCGGCUAGUCGUGGAGGGAACGUGUCGGUCACAACGAUUAAUCGCGACGAUGGAGGAGCCGAUGCGGCCAUGGUUGCCAAACUAGCGACGUCCAGCGGGAGUGUGUCGGGAGUGAACAAUAACAACAACACUCUUAGUAACAACAACAACAACAAUGUGAGCAGUAGCAGCAACAACAAUAACAACGUAACUCCUGGCGCAAGUCCGGCGGGUACGACGGCACCGCCGUUCUUCGGAAACGUUGGUGGAGGGAUCCGGAUAACCGUGCCGAAGAUGGAGGAAUCGGACGAAUCCGACACGGAGCUGUCGAACAUCGAAAAGACAGUGUCCGCCGUUGCACUGACCAAUGGGGUGAAUAUGCGGGAGGAACGAAGCGCCAGCAAGGGGGCACCCCGGCCCAUGUCCUGGGAGGGUGAGCUGUCGGAACCGGAGGAACCGAUGCUGGUGGACAACGAGAACAGCAGCUCGGGCUCGAGUGUGGGUAAGCUGGCACAGAACGCACCGUCGUCUUCCCCCGUGGCCAUGAUUGUGCCGAAGCAAGAAGAGGAUCACGAACUGCCCACUAGUGGACCGGGCAUUACGGAACCGCUGGCACUGACCGCAUCCAGUAGUAGCAACAGCGGUUACGCCAGCGUUUCCCUGCACGGCCAUAGCAGUAGUACCCACGCAGGGUUGAGACAUUCGAGCAGCUCAAGCAACUCACCACUUCCGAACCGUAUGCUGAUCAAACCGGAAGCAGGGCUUCCACUGAUCAACCCGGGCCUGGCGUACAACGUCGCUGGUCUGGGCCAGCAUCCAUCGUCCAACAUUCCAACAGCAGCCGGAGGAGCGUCAGCCUUCAAGAAGGGUCUUCCGGAUGUGAUAAACUUGAAGUACGAGCUUCCCCCCGGUGGGGUGGGCGAUCCGGGUGGUGGUAGUGCGCUGCCCCCGAACGCUAUCCACUCUCCGCUGCUCGUCCGCUCCAAGACGACACUACUGCCGGCCAAUCCGAGCCCCGACUCGGCGAUCCACUCGGUGUACACGCACAGCUCGCCCAGCCAGUCUCCGCUCACGUCACGCCACGCUCCGUACACUCCUUCGCUCAGCCGGAACAACAGCGAUGCGUCGCACAGUAGCUGCUACUCGUACAGUUCAGAGUUCAGUCCGACGCAUUCGCCCAUCCAGGGACGGCACAGCAUAUUCGCCGGCGGUGGAAACGGCGGAGGCGUCGCGUCCUUCAAUGGGUCUCCCCUGCAUCAUUCAGUAUUAUUCAAACCGAUGCUGGACAGCGAACAACAACAGCAGCAAGCUCUCAAGCAGGAGGAAUUACUCUACGAUGGGGAGCAUCUUCCAUCACCCGGCAUUUCCCGACAACAAUUGAUCAAUAGUCCCUGUCCGAUUUGUGGCGAUAAAAUCUCCGGUUUCCAUUACGGCAUCUUUUCGUGCGAGUCGUGCAAAGGUUUCUUCAAGCGCACGGUCCAGAACCGUAAGAACUACGUGUGCCUUAGGGGGGCGGCCUGUCCGGUGGCGAUAGCGACGCGCAAGAAGUGUCCUGCCUGCCGGUUCGAGAAGUGCCUUCAGAAGGGGAUGAAGUUGGAAGCUAUUCGUGAGGAUCGUACACGUGGUGGUCGCUCGACGUACCAGUGCUCGUACACUCUUCCUGGGCCGUUGGUGAAUACGGCCGGCAUGCAGGGUGGCGAGUCGCCCGGGGUCGGUGCAUUCCAGUACGGAGGAUCGGUCCGAUCGCCGUACGCUGCCGGUGGCGGUGGAGGAGUUGUUUCGAGCCAGCAGAUGAAGGUGGAAACGAACGACGGCGCAGGUGGUAUGAUGAUGCCCGGCGGGGGUAGCAACGGUGGACUGAACGGGAUGAGCAAUGGACCAAGCGCCGAUGGAAACGGUGGAUCCAGUGGAGGUGGAAAUCAUAUGCAACCAGGCAUUCCAGUUCUGUUACAGGAAAUUAUGGACGUUGAACCAUUGUGGCAGUACAACGCAGCGGAGCUGGCUCGGCUGAAUCAACCUCCGCCGGCGGGUAACUGUACGAACAUUGCGAACAAUCCGCUGCUCUGCAGUGCCGGCAUCUCUUCCGAGAGCAGUCCCGAUCUGAUUGCAAACCUCUGCAACAUAGCUGACCAUCGCCUGUACAAGAUCGUCAAGUGGUGCAAGAGUUUGCCGCUUUUUAAGAAUAUUUCGAUCGACGACCAGAUCUGCCUACUGAUCAACUCCUGGUGUGAGCUGUUGCUGUUUUCAUGUUGCUACCGUUCAAUUUCAACACCGGGAGAGAUCAAGAUCUCCCUUGGGAAGUCGAUCACACUGGAACAGGUUAAGAAUAGUGGACUACAGACUUGCAUCGAAAGAAUGUUAAAUCUAACCGAUCAUCUGCGACGAUUGCGCGUCGACAAGUACGAGUACGUGGCGAUGAAAGUGAUUGUACUGCUGUCCUCGGACACUUCCGAGUUGAAAGAAUCGGAAAAGGUUCGGGCGAGCCAGGAGAAAGCCCUCCAAGCGCUGCAAGCCUACACGUUGGCCUACUAUCCGAAAUCGCCGGCCAAGUUUGGGGAGCUUUUGCUGCGGAUUCCAGAACUACAGCGAACAUGUCAGGUCGGAAAGGAAAUGCUCAACAUCAAAUCCAAGGACGACGAGGAACCCUCGUUCAACCUGCUGAUGGAGCUGCUCCGCGGGGAGCACUGAGAUAUAAUCAAACAUAGGAAAAAUAUGUCGUGCAUUUGUGCCUCAGAGAAGCGUGAAGCGAUUUUAAAAGACUCAUACCUUGAGAACACUCGAAAUAUGGUCGGUUGUACCUCCUGACCGAUCCCUGGCGGAGAUCGAGAGAGAUAGAGA
This is a messenger RNA of Anopheles coustani, 2883 nucleotides long. It is a transcript of the gene Hr39, whose product is annotated as nuclear hormone receptor FTZ-F1 beta. Gene Ontology annotation, cellular component: RNA polymerase II transcription regulator complex. Lineage: Eukaryota; Metazoa; Arthropoda; Insecta; Diptera; Culicidae. The transcript has 8 exons. The coding region runs from base 1 to 2733 and encodes 910 amino acids. The record is from RefSeq and is a predicted model, not a curated record. Gene Ontology annotation, molecular function: RNA polymerase II cis-regulatory region sequence-specific DNA binding; nuclear receptor activity; zinc ion binding. Gene Ontology annotation, biological process: hormone-mediated signaling pathway; regulation of transcription by RNA polymerase II; tissue development.